AAGUGUUUUUUUUAUUGAAGAUUUCAAUUCGAAUUGUAUUCAUUUUUCACUUUAUCAAUGUCAUCAUCACCGACUAGUGGUGAAGAUAAAAUUCAUCUAUCAACUUUAAACAAACAACGUUCUUCGAUGAUAACUAUGGAUAGUCAUAUUCCUAGUCCAUCAUCUAUGGAUUCUGGUUUUGAGUCGACCGGUUCGCCUAUCAAUUCCAUGUUGCAAAAAACACAAUCAAUAUCGGUGAAAGAGCAAUCAACAUUGAAUAGUUUGAAAAAUAUCGAACGAUCAGACGAAUUGGACGUACAAACAUUGGCAACCGUUAUACAAGAAAAUAAUAAAGAAUACAUGGAAAAUUUGAAUCAUAUUAUCGAAACAUUUAAUGCUAAACUAGGUUUGACUAAUACCAAAUCGAAUGAACUGGUUGAUGAUCGUACUACAAUCACUGAUGGCAGUGAUGAUCAUGAACCAAUUUAUCGACGUUCAUCCUUGACAAAUGUGAUGAACCAGCCUUUAAGCAGCAACAUCAAAUCGACAACAACUGAUCGGUCAGUCAAUCUGGAUCGUGGUGUAUCUGGACGUAGAAAUUCAACACAAUGGCCAAUCGGAACGAAUCGUUCUUCACCGUUUAACAUUGGAUCUGGUCAUUAUCAAAAACAACAGCUACGACAUUCUCGAUUUUCAAAUGUUAAUCUAUUAUCAAAAUCAGCUCCAAUAUCAGACAAUUAUUUCUUUGAUGAAAUAAACCGCGAUAAUAAUGGUAAAUGCAAAUCAUCAUUCAUGAACGAAUGGAGAUUAGCCAAUAAUUCGGGUUCAUUUCUUAAUCCGAAUGCUAGCCAUUUUUCACCUACAGAUAAUGAUUAUCAACAAGAGAUUCGUUCGUCAUCCGUGCACAAGAAUGAUUCAACUGGUAAGAAAAUAUCCGGCAAAGUAGACAAAGGAGCGUUGUUCGUAUUGGAUGAAGAAUUUUUUGAUCGCAAAGAACGAAACUCGAAAAAUUUUCUCCAAAUGCUGGCUGAAACAGGAGUUGAUGAUGAUGGUCCAUUCGGUGAUUUUGAUUCAUCGUAUAGUCAGUUACCAUUCAUGAUGAUACCGAGUACGGCUAUUGAAAGUAUGCAUUCACCCGAUUCGGGUCAAUGUUUGAAUUCGAAUUCAUCGUUUGGUAAUAUUGUUGCUUCGUCAUUCAUUAACGACAUGAAACAGCAACGGUCAUCGACAACUAAUAUCUCUGAUGAUUCAUCAUUCUCUUUCGAUAAUGUGUUGGGUAAAGGUUCGAUUAGUAAAACUAAAGGAAGUAAAGUUGCCAAUAAUGAUGAGCAGAAGCAUAUGGAACAACAAUCGCAAUUGGACACUAAUCGAUCACUUUUCGGUAAUAUACAUGGGCUGAGCAGUUUGAUCAAUCAGCCUUCUGUUGUGGCAAGUGGCCAUUCAAGCUUAAUGGUUCCCUAUUCACCAUUAUCAACUCCUUCAUCUUCCAGUGAAUCAAGUUCAAUGUUGUUAGUUUUACAACAGCAACGUACUUAUAAUGCUAAUGCCAUUGCUUGUGUAAAUGAUGAAUUGGAAGUUCGAGCUCGCAAACAUCGAGAAGAGGCUAGCCGUGUUGAUCAAUGUCAAUCGAUAUUUUCCAUUAACCAAUUUGAGUUCAAAUCACAACGUUCUGUCACAUAUUCGGUCAAAGUAUUUCUGGGUGGUGUAUUAUGGGAUAUGACCAAUGAAGAUAUGUUGGAAGCAUUUCGUCAAUUUGGUGUUGUGGCCGUACAACGACCUGGUAAAGAAGUUCGGCCAAGCCGCUCAAGCCGAGAUCUAAGCAAAGCUGGCUAUUUGUAUCUCAUAUUUGAUGAUUCAACAUCGGUUGAACGUUUGAUCAGUGUAUGCAAAAUAACAUUCGAUAAUGAAGGCUCAAAAUUCCUUUAUCCGCUACAAUCAAAACGUUCAAGAAAAACCAAGAAUGUUCAGGUGAUACCAUGGGACAAAAAUGAUUCAUUCCAUUAUCGUCCUGGAUUUCCUCAUCACGAUACAAUGGCCACCAACAAUGCUGGAAACAUGCAUUCGAUGAUUGACGAAAGUCGAAUGGUAUUUUUGGGAGCUUUACACGGAAUGAUGAAUUCUAAAUCCAUAUUCGAAGCUUUACAAGAAAUAUUCGGUCCAGUUGACUAUGUCAUACUUGAAACUGAUCGUUUUGAUUAUCCAAUGGGUUUCGGUAGGGCUCAAUUUGCUACGACAUCUGCCUAUCAACGAGCUAUUAAUGCACGUUUUGUCAAGGUGUUGUCAUUACGUUUUAAGAAAACGAUUCAAGUUGAUCCAUUUCUUGCAGAUCAAAAAUGUUCGCAAUGCCAGAUUGAAAAUGGUCCUGUCUAUUGUUUUGAAUGUCGCCAUUAUUAUUGCCGCAAUUGUUGGACUAUGAGACAUAAUGAUCCUGGCAAAGAAUGGCAUAAGAUAUUGAUGAAAAAGGUUUCGACACCCAUUAAUGUUCCAGCUGCUAUAGCUGCUUCUCCCAAUAGCAACACUAAUACCAUCAAUACCAACAAUACCGGCAUUACAUCAACGAAAUCCCAUUGAAAAUUGCCCGAAUGUUUGCGUGUGUUUGUGUUUGAAUGAGCAAAAGAGAAUGAGAUUCACUUGUGAUUAGUGAUUAUAUAUGAGCUUAUUAUUCGGUUAAUAUUUUGUUUUAUCAUUGUUUUUUCGUUUAUCCGGUUUUUUUUCCUCAUUUCAUUGAUUUUUCUUUAUAAUAUCAUUUAGAUUAUCUUGUUCUUUGAGUUUAUUUUGUUUAUUUGAUUUAUCUCUUUUGUUCAACACACACCACCCAUAUAAAACAUUGAUAGCAAGAAAAAAAUAAAUCUAAUUUAACCCGUU
Molecule: messenger RNA, 2844 nt
Organism: Dermatophagoides farinae (American house dust mite)
Lineage: Eukaryota; Metazoa; Arthropoda; Arachnida; Sarcoptiformes; Pyroglyphidae
Biological process (GO): negative regulation of cytoplasmic translation
Cellular component (GO): cytoplasm; nucleus; synapse
Molecular function (GO): translation factor activity, RNA binding; mRNA 3'-UTR binding; mRNA regulatory element binding translation repressor activity
Source: RefSeq, a predicted model, not a curated record